This is a messenger RNA of Didymosphaeria variabile, 1326 nucleotides long. RefSeq lists its product as uncharacterized. Lineage: Eukaryota; Fungi; Ascomycota; Dothideomycetes; Pleosporales; Didymosphaeriaceae. The record is from RefSeq and is a predicted model, not a curated record. The coding region runs from base 1 to 1326 and encodes 441 amino acids. Gene Ontology annotation, molecular function: DNA binding; DNA-binding transcription factor activity. Gene Ontology annotation, biological process: positive regulation of transcription by RNA polymerase II; meiotic cell cycle. Gene Ontology annotation, cellular component: nuclear chromosome. The transcript has a single exon.
AUGCCUCUAACCACGUCAUAUACCAGCCUCUCCAUGGGUGGGUACGGCCAGGCUGAGCGCCCCGGAGAGGGGACUCCCCCCUUCAACACCCAAGAGGACUACUGCAGCCUCGUGUGCGACGGGUCAAAGGUCACUCCAAGCAUCGACGCGAAAAUCGAAAAGGGAUUUUUCAUGUCCAGUGACGGCGUUUGGACCUGUUAUCGACGGAACUAUUUUGCCGUGACCGUCCACUUCAACCUACAGCCGUGGAUAAACAACGGUCGCCUUUACUUGGACCAAGGUCCCGGCAAGCCCCAGGAACAAAUACAAUCCAUGGCUGUGUCUUUGGCCGCGGCGGUAGACGGUGCUGGCGGAAAAAGCAUUGAGUUGAUCCAACAUACGCCCAAACGUGACAAAGGACCACAAUUGCAAAUGAAGAAGGAGCUACUCUCCCCAAUGCCUCCAGGGAAGAAUCAUGAACACGGAAGUUAUGGGCUUAGUACCUUUCAUCAGUCCAGCCAAGCAACCGGCUUCUUACUUCCUCUACAAAGCGAAUCGGACACUUCGCAGGCGUACUCACCAACCAGCCAUGCGCAGAAUAGCUAUCAGCACGGCUUUGAGCGCAUACAGUUCAAGUCAGCUACUGCUAACAACGGCAAGCGUCGCGCUCAGCAACAAUACUUCCAUCUCAUCGUCGAGCUCUGGGCGAACAUCCAAAAUCCGAGGGAUAAAGAAGCUCGCUGGGUCAAGGUGGCUGCGCGGUCCUCUCAUCCAGUUGUGGUUCGUGGGCGAUCACCCAGCCACUAUUCGAACGAGGGCCCACACAAUGCGGGUGCUUCGCGCGGUGCAGGCGGUACCGGUGGCCCAGGCCAAGGGCCCCAUGGAUAUGGCGCAAAUGGCGCACAGUAUACCACCAGCUAUCGCAAUGGUCUAUCCGGCGGUGGAUCAUCAGGCCUUGGCGGUGGAAUGUACAGAGGCACUACCUACUCGCUGGAUCCGAGCCCGAUGGGUAGCCAUACCGUGAGCUCUGCAAGUUCUCUCAGUGGGGGCCCAGUGGAGAGCUUCGUGGGCGAUCAUCAUAUGGCAGACGACGAAGACAAUAAGAUGAUCCAGUCGCACAACGAUUACCAAUACUACCCCGCUCCAAUCUUUGAGGCUAUACAACCUAAGGUCGAAAGCUCAAUACCUCCUGUUCUGGACCGAAGAAUCAAAGAGGAGUAUCCCGUCUCGACGGGUUUAGGUGGCUCUUGGCAAGUCGGAGGAUGCGGUCGCUUCCAAGGCAUGGAGACGAGUCGUGGGUACUACCCCGACGUACAUGCCCAACAUGCGCAUGCUGCAGGCUAUUGA